This is a messenger RNA of Cryptomeria japonica (Japanese cedar), 5627 nucleotides long. Its product is annotated as DExH-box ATP-dependent RNA helicase DExH1. The transcript has 13 exons. Gene Ontology annotation, cellular component: intracellular anatomical structure. The record is from RefSeq and is a predicted model, not a curated record. The coding region runs from base 164 to 4765 and encodes 1533 amino acids. Lineage: Eukaryota; Viridiplantae; Streptophyta; Pinopsida; Cupressales; Cupressaceae. Gene Ontology annotation, molecular function: protein binding; ATP binding; RNA binding.
UUAUUACAAAAUUGCUUCGCAUUCAGUUAGAGAGUUUGCCAUUAGCGCCGUAUCCAUUGACCAAACAGAGAGAAGAAAUUCUGAUUGCAGAAGAAAGGACUAGCUGUAAAAUUUUGAAAACCAUAUUGGGUUAGAAUUAAAGGCGAACAAGAAAGGAGCAAAUAUGAAUUCCAAUCCCAACAAGUCAAAGCAAAGACAUGUUUACAAAUCUGGAACUGCCGGCUGUGGAGGCAAAGCUGCUCCAACAGCUCCUAAAAACUCUGGUCAGGUUAUUCAAUGUCCCUAUUGUGAUAGGACAUUUAAGCAGGAUGGAAGGUAUAAGGAACACUUAAAGAAUAAACAUGCUAAUGAAGACCCAGAACAGGUACAGGCAACAAAUUUGCACGAAAAUUCAUCUGCCUCCAGCUCUCUGGGAGGUGAAGGCCUCACCGGCACACAAGGUUCUUUGCAAUCAUCUUAUCCAGUCAAGAUGCCAAAGGCUUUGCUUCAUGAAUGGUGUCAGAAAAAUAAAAAACCAGUUCCAAGGUUCAAGCAUGUGGAGGUUGAGGGUGGUUUCCACUGCAGAGUUGUUUUGCCUGAUCCAAAGAAAAGUGAAGCAGAUGUGAUUCUAUGGUAUAAUGGAAAUGAGGCAAAGACAUCACAAGAAGCACAACACUGUGCUUCAGUUAUGGCUCUCUUUCAUGUCAUGGGUGAUCGUAGACUGGAUCGCAUUCUUCCAUAUGAAUAUCGACAACAGUGGUUUGAUUUGGAGAAAUCUGCAGAAAAGAAAAAAACAGUAGUGAGUACUAUGGCUCCAAAAUCAAAAUCCCGUCCAUUCCCUAUGCAGGAGCUUCAAUCGGUUUUUAUGAGCGAAAACAACAGACAACUAGUUGAAGGGCUCCUCAAUAAUAUAGAUAAAAAUCACAAUAUUGCAAAGAAUGACACUCUGGCAUUUAAAGAUUGUUUCCAUUUGCAUGACAUGGAACAUAGUAAUGAGGUCAUAGAAGUUGAUAAGAAUGAAGGCGGCCUACAUGAUAAUGAUGUUGGGUGGUUUAAUAAUGAUGGGUCUGAGAAAAUAAACCAUUUGAAGUACAAGGCCAAUUUAGUGAAAGGGCAUUUGAUUCCUUCGUCUAGUAAGCAUCCUGUUAAUUUUGAAAUAGGGAGCUGCAAUGAUAUAGCAGAGAAAACAUGUGAUACUUAUAUUAAAGAACAAAUCAGAUCUGAUUUGACACAUAUGGGGUUCAAGGAACAUUAUGUUAAUGCCGCUCUUAAGGAGUCAAAUGAAAUAUCAGCUGCUCUUGAUUGGUUGAUGCUAAAUGUUCCUGAAAAUCAAUUACCCUUCAAGUUUGCUCCAAAGGCAUCCAAAGCUUCAGUGCAAGUUUUGAUAAAUGGUAAUUAUGAGAGUUCUAAACGUUUUCCUGUGGAAAAGAAAAGUGUCGAGUACCUACAGGAAUAUGGCUAUGGUCUUGAGGAUUGCAUGGUUGCUCUAUCCGAGGCUAGUGGGGAUGAAGAUAUAGCAUUGCACAGAUUAUUUAUGCAAUUGCAAAUUGUAGAGGGGAAGAUUCCUCUAAAUUCUUAUAAUAGACUUAAGAAUAGAAAUGAGCUUCAGGAGUUGAGGUCUGAGGAGCUCGUGGCAUUGAAAUCAAUAUUUGGAGAAGAGGCUAUAUCCUUGUCAUUGGAAUUGUUCGAGUUUAAUAUUAAUCUGACACAGACUUCUCUAAUGCCAUUGGAGAUGGAGGUUAAAGUGAUUCCUGGAAUCAAUUAUCCUUUUGAAAUCCCUAUUGUGACAUUUCGAGGUCCAAAUCUGUCUUCUAAGUUACUUCUACAACUUACCAAAGAAGUUGGUGAAAGAGCAGUAGAACUCGUUGGUUCACAGAUGAUCUAUGAACUAUUCUGUGUAGCAGCAGAGUUGGCAGAUUCCUUAAUUGUCAAGCAUAGUUUGGAAAAACAAAUUUCAGAGACAAACUGUAUGGAUAGAGUGAUGUUCCCUUCUGACAGUAAGAAAUACCUAAAAACAUUUCUAACCAAUCCAUUCAAGGACAAUUUCACAACUCUUGAAAAGUCCCAUAAGUCAGUUGUUACUUCAUCCUACAGACCUCCACCCCUAAGACAUGGGUACUCUGAUGGCAAAUUGCCUAAACAUGAUAAACCUAUCACCAUGUCAGAGCAUACUCAAAGUCCUCAAGAAAAUUACCAGAACAUUAGUUUGCAGAUGAAGAAAGAAUGGGACUUCUUACAAACUUCUCACAUGCACUCAGAAAUAUGGGCCACUAGGAAGAAAUUACCUGCCUUCCAAAAGAAGACGAUUGUUCUGUCUGCAGUCAGGAACUCAUCUGUUACAAUUAUCUGUGGGCAGACAGGAUGUGGUAAAAGUACACAGGUUCCACAAUACCUGCUUGAGGAGUAUAUUGAUAGAGGCUCGGGAUGUUUUUGCAACAUCAUUUGCACACAGCCUCGAAGAGUAUCUGCUAUAGGUUUAGCAGAACGUGUUGCACGAGAAAGAGGUGAAAUGCCUGGAGAGACUGUUGGCUAUUCUAUACGACUGGAGAGUUGUCAGUCAUCUCGUACCAGAAUUCUUUUCUGUACAACAGGAGUCCUUCUACGGCGAUUAUUAUCUGACCCUGAUUUGCAUGAUGUCACUCAUGUCAUUGUGGAUGAAGUUCAUGAAAGAACUAUGGAAGGUGAUCUAUUACUUCUGCUGCUUCAGGAGCAUUUGAAAAGGAAUGGGAGUAAACUUCAUGUCAUUUUAAUGUCAGCAACAGUAGAAGCGGAGUUAUUUGCAUCUUAUUUCAAACAGAAACUGGGAGCUGAUACUGCUAUAGUAAACAUUCCUGGAUAUACCUUCCCUGUUCAAGACUUUUACUUAGAAGAUGUACUUGAGCUUACUGGUUACAAUGUAGGUCGGAACUCUCCUUACACAAAAAAAAAUCGAGGCUCUGAAAUGGUGCAUGAAAAGAAUGUAAUCAUGAAAAAGGAUCCAGAUAGUUGGGAAACUAGGGAUGAAGAUGGGGAUGGCCAGGAUAACUGCAUCAUGUCAUCUGCAAGUCAUUACAGUCAAACAACUCUUCGUACAUUAGUCUCAUUGGACCAGAGCAUUGUAAAUUAUGAUUUGAUUGAAGCUCUCAUAUUUUUGGUUACUUGCCAAGCUUCUCAAGAACUGCAAAUGGGACAAAUCUCAGUUGACAAAGCUGAAAAGGAGAAAAAACCACUUCAGUCAAUUUCAGUGCACUUAGGGGUAACAGGUGCAGUGCUUGUUUUCUUACCAGGCAUAGCAGAGAUUCACAGAUUACAUAGCCGCCUUAAGUCAUCAAGUCGUCUUGGUAGCAUAGGCAUUUGGGUAGUAACAUUGCAUGGUUCCAUGUCCGGGGAGGAGCAACGUCGUGUAUUUCAGAAAUCUCCAGAGGGCCUUACAAAAAUUGUACUGGCAACAAACAUUGCGGAGACAAGCAUCACUAUCGAUGAUGUGAUGUACGUUAUUGAUACAGGACGUCAUAAGGAAAUGAGCUAUGACCAUAACAAAGGCCUCUCAUGUCUUCAGGAAGCAUGGGUAUCUAAGGCCAGUGCAAAACAAAGGCGUGGACGAGCUGGUAGAGUUCAAUCUGGAUGUUGCUUUCGGCUUUACAGCAGACAACAAUUUGAACAAUUUGAAGAGCAGCAGCUUCCUGAAGUUUUGCGGAUUUCUCUUGACAGGCUAUGCUUAAAGGUAAAAACCCUUCUUGUUGGCCCACUUGAGAACAUGACACGGCAAAUGCUUAGUCCUCCAAGCCCUGAUGCCAUAGGUGAAUCAGUGAGGAGUUUGCGGUUUAUGAAUGUAUUGGAUGAGAGAGAGUGCCUAACACCUCUUGGACAAUAUCUUGCCCAAAUGCCUGUUGAUGCUUCUGUUGGGAAGAUGCUCAUAUUUGGUUGCAUGUUAAGAUGUCUUAAUCCCAUUCUUACAGUUGCUGCAGCUCUCAGUGGCCGCAGUCCAUUCUUGUUUCCGAUGGAUAGGAGAGAGGAAGUCAAUGCUACACGUCUUCGAUUUGCAGGCACCAGUAAGAGUGAUCACAUGGCUAUUGUUGCUGCUUAUGAUGGAUGGGAUGUUUCCAGAAAAGGCGGUUGGAAUUCAGAAGUUGAAUACUGUAAUGCGAAUUUCCUGUCAAGAGAAACUCUUGUUGGAAUGGAAGCUAGCCGAAAUGACUAUUUGAAAAUGCUUGCAGAUAUUGGUUUCUGUUCUUGGUUGGGAAAAACAGAUUCAAGCUCCCUCUUAAAUGAUUUGAAUGAAAAUUCAUCAAACGUUCGGGUUGUGAAGGCAGUCAUAUGUGCAGGGUUUUACCCUAAUAUUGUUCGGGUACGGCAUCCAGAGAAAAAAUAUGUACAAACUGAGAGCGGAACCAUUUCUAAAGUAGCAUCAGCUAAUGAGCUGCGCUUUUUCACAAAGUUAGAUGGCAGAGUAUUCUUGCAUCCAUCAAGCGUUAACUUCCCUGUUGGAUAUUUUGAAAGUUCAUGGCUUGUUUAUACUGAGAAAGUGAAAACAUCUAAGAUCUUUAUCAAGAAUAGUACCAUUGUGCCAGCAUAUGGAUUGUUACUCUUUGGAGGUGAACUUAAGGUAAACCACGAGAAACAGACAAUCAAGGUAGAUGAUUGGCUGGAAUUUGAGGCUCCUGCCCGUAUUUCUGUUCUUAUUAAAGAAAUGCGUUCAAAGGUGGAUUCUUUGCUGAUGGAAAAGAUACGAAACCCAGCAAUGGAUAUAUCUGGAAACAUGGUUGUGACAGCCCUCAUUCAGCUAUUAGUAACAGAUGGCUUUUAAUUCUCAAGAAUGGAGUCAAAGCAACACUUCUAAAUGUUCAUUGAAAAGAAUAUACAUUCAUAAAUCAGUGGCAGUUCUACAAGUCAUCCUUUGACAUCACUAUCUGAAGCAGACAUCUUUGUUCAAAGUGGUUAAGGAUCCCUCAUUCUUCUCAUGAAAGUGCUUGUUUCAGGCAGUAUUAUAAUUCAUCUUUUGAGAUGAAGCAGAUAUCUUUGUUCAAAGUGGUUAAGGUUUUCACUGUAAUCUCAAAUAGCUAUGGAUAAUCAAAAUGGAAAUCCAAUCUGUUUGGUGGCUUCAUACCCUCUCAAGGAUAGUUAUUCAGAGCACAAGUAAUUUUCAUUGGUUCAUUCUAUUUAGUCUUUCUGCAUAGGGCUAAUUUUUUUGGCAGUUCAAUUUAGGAUCCACGUGGAAUCCAUUUUUGGAAUCUCUGGAAGGAAAUGGUGGAAAACAUGGCAGAAGAUUAAAUUAUUAGCAGGAUUGUAUUAUAAUCAGCAUUACGUGACUUAUUGGGUUCUACUAUUCAGGAGGUAGGAGUAUUCAUUAUGAUACUCUUAUCCAAAGGGAUUUUCGGUGACUUUUGUUUCGAAUAGAAGACAAAUAUUUGGGAGAAUUUGGAAACAACAUGCAUACAUGGAGAGAGAUGCACAAAAUGUUGUCAGCCUACAAUAGAUAUUAUGUUUUUAUUAAUGAACGUUUUUAUUAUUAUACCUUGAUAAUUAUCAAUGGUGUAGGUAUUAAAGUAUAUCCUGAAUAGGUUAACCCAAAGACCGCAUCAGAUACAGCUAAAAUUUGUGGGUACUUUGGCUGGAACUGAUAUUUGAAUCUAUAUCCCAUAUCUUCUGAGAAUUGUUUUCAAUAGCAA